AUGGCGGACCACUCCUCCUCUGGCGCCAAGCCCAAAUUCACCACCUUGGUCGCCGUUCUCUUCCCUAUGCUCUGUUACUGCCUUCCUCUGUUUCAGAUCAUGUCCAAUCAGCACCACUCACCACCACCACCGCAAAUAAAACCCCACGAAAUCGCCGCCGCUCUCCGCUCUCACGGCAACUACUCCUCCUCCUGCUCCGACCUCGAAGCCAAACUCUCCCGCCACCUCGCCUCCUCGCCGGCCGGCGGCUUCUACACCGUCUUCGUCCCGUCGGACGACUCCACGUACGACCGGCGAUGGUUCGAGAAGCCGGAGGUCCAGAUCGUGACAUCCAGGGUGGACCGGCGAUCCUUCGGGUCGGGUCGACUGUCCGCGGGAUCCGUACUCCGCGGCGUCGGCGGCGGAGAGGAGAGGGCGAUUCUGGUGGCGGAGCUACCAGGGGGAGGAGAAUAUUAUCCGCGGCUCGAGUUUGGCGGUCGGGUGAGGGAUUGGAACUUGUACGACGACGGGCGCGUGGUGGUGCACGGGUUCGCCGGGAAGCGGAUGUCCCACUGGCCGCCGGUGGCGGUCGGGGUCGGUGGGCUCGGCAUCUCGGGUCUCGUGGCGCCGCGGGAGCGGCGGCCGGCGAGGGAGUUUCCCGUUCGGAGGGUGGAUGGACUCGAGACUUUGGAGCUGCUCGACGAUCAACCCCGUGUUCUUAAUCCAAGGGGGAUGAUACCUAGUUAUUGA
Messenger RNA from Linum tenue, 729 nucleotides. The record is from the annotation of a GenBank genome assembly. NCBI's taxonomy places the organism in Eukaryota, Viridiplantae, Streptophyta, Magnoliopsida, Malpighiales, Linaceae.